UAACAUCGUCGCUUCCUUUUCCUUCGGACUACAAAAAGCUUCCUUAGCUGCAGCCACUCAACUGGCUAUUUCUCUAAACAUCACUGUCUUUCCCCCUAAAUACAAUGAUUUUCACCACCUUUUCCCGCUCUGCGCUGCUAUUUCCACUUGUCCUUUGGGACAUGUCUGUUUUCGCCAUACCGGUCGCCGUAUGUGAGCAGCAGGCUUCUGCCAAAGUGUCUCUCGUCGGUCUUGUAUCGGACGCCCCCAGCCUCGAAAAUCUUUUUAUUCGCGACACCGGAGACAUACUCGUCACUUCCACCAGAAGUUCCACGCUCUUCCAGGUCUCGCCCUCGAACCUUUACUCGCCACUCGCUAUUGGUGAGAUUCCUGGCUACACAGGGUUACUUGGGAUAGCCGAGAUGGAGAAGGACAUAUUCUAUGUUGUUGCAUCCAACCUCACAGAAACGAGUUAUUCGAACGCAGUGUGGCAGGUUGAUCUGCGUGACGGAGCAGAGCCACGCUCGGGCAGCAACUCUACCGCUCGAAUCAGUCAUGUUGCCGAUUUUGCCUCGGCCGAACAAUUAAAUGGCAUGACGCGUUUGAGUCCGAGCGAUGCCGAUCAUCUUCUUCUUUCCGAUUCAGCCAACGGGACCAUUACGAAACUCAACGUCCGCACUGGCCUUGCUGAAGUCAUUCUGAAUGACCCGACCAUGCAACCCCUGUCUUCUGGUCUUGGUAUAGGUGUCAACGGGAUACGCACUCUGGGGAGUAAGCUGUUUUUCACCAACUUGGACCAGAAGGUUUUCGCGUCCAUUCCAAUUUCCCCUGCGGGCCUUGCCACCGGUCCUGCCGAGAUUCUUGCUACGAAUAUCACCUUUCAAGACGAUUUCGCUCUGUCCCCGUGUGGAACACGAGCCUGGAUAGCCACGAAUGGCCCGAUGGAAAUCUUUGAGGUCGACAUCCUGAAGAAGGCCAAGCGCAUCAGAGCUACGUCGCCAUUCCUCGGCUCCUCUUCAUCUGUGGCAGCCUCUUUCGCAAACUCGAGUCAACAGCUUUACGUCACGGGAGCACUGGCCAUUGGUAAUUCAAGCCAGGGCUCGGUUGCGAGAAUUGACUUAGCGUCUUAGCAUAUACCCUUUAUGUGCAGGGCUUCUUCGAUUCAGACCAAAGAUGUUCUCUCAUUUUGCGCCGCGUAGAUAGACCCUUGCCAUAUGUCUUAGGGCUUCCAUCCAAGUCAGGUCAUACUCUCCAAGGUUGCCAAAUCUAUGGGUGGCUCUAUUUGACACGAGAGUGUGAGAGGAUUGAUCGCGAGAAUGAGGCGUCGCAAAUAAUAUGGUGACCAUUAAUUACCGAGGAUAAUAUCCAGAAACAAACAAGAAGGAAACCGGAAGGCGGGAAGGGGGGAGGGGGCCCAAAGAAAACCAAGAAGUAAACUAAGAAAUCAGGCACGCAUGCGGACUUUUAUGUUUUAUCAUAUAAUGUCGCUUACUGUUAGAGAAAUUAUCGAUAUCCAGCCGCAAACGCCGCAGCAUGCCUGGACCCAAUUUUUUCAGCCUUUCCUCCCGAUACUGUCAGAACACAGGGGCUGCUUUAAUGCCGAC
This is a messenger RNA of Ilyonectria robusta, 1583 nucleotides long. RefSeq lists its product as uncharacterized. The coding region runs from base 105 to 1109 and encodes 334 amino acids. Lineage: Eukaryota; Fungi; Ascomycota; Sordariomycetes; Hypocreales; Nectriaceae. The transcript has a single exon. The record is from RefSeq and is a predicted model, not a curated record.